UUAUUCAUCCAUUAGUUUAGUGUUUACAUCUGAGGUAUACAUGAGUCAAGAGUUAUUUAAAAAACAACAAUGAAUAUUCCUUUUCCAGUUUUAACUCCUCGUUUAGUGGACCCAUUGUGGUUUAAUGCUGAUAGUCCUUGUGAUGAAGAAACAGAAUUAUCCGCUUUAGAACAGGCGAAUCAGCAUUGGUUAAACUCAAUAGGUCAGCAGUACAUGAAGCGUGCUCCACUAGGGAAAGCUGAUCCUGAGCCCAUGGAAGAAGAAGCGGAUACUGAUGAGGAAGAAGGUAAUGACGAAUCAGAUGAAUCUGAAGAGUCCCAUGAUGAAGAUGAGGAGGAAGAUGUUCCAGCAUCAUACUCCCCCGCUCGCAACAACAAUGAGCUGGAGCCUGACAGUUUAGAUGACCUCAAUGAUGGACCUGACCUCAAUAGCUCUGAUCAGAGCGCUCUUUGGCCCAUACAGUAGUUUAAAAGUUGUAUAGAUCAAGAAAUAUGCUUAGUUAACUAUUGUGACCUAGGCAGAGCAAUCACUGCUAAGUAAUAGUAUAAGGGCCGAUUUUGCAAUCAUCAGUUAACUUCUGAGGAAUGUAGUGGUCUAACAUAUCAAUGCAAAAGCAUUCAAAACAUCAAACAUUAUCCUUAAGAUAAAGUUAUCUGAUGAUUGAAAGAUCUGCCCUAAUAUAAAUUAAUUUAUCUGACUGAAGUUUAGCGAAUUAAGAAGUGAGCAGAAAAUAAGAAUAAAUUAAUUGAGUCAAA
Helicoverpa zea (corn earworm) is the source of this 755-nucleotide messenger RNA. Its product is annotated as anaphase-promoting complex subunit 15B-like. The transcript has 4 exons. The coding region runs from base 70 to 465 and encodes 131 amino acids. Gene Ontology annotation, cellular component: anaphase-promoting complex. NCBI's taxonomy places the organism in Eukaryota, Metazoa, Arthropoda, Insecta, Lepidoptera, Noctuidae. The record is from RefSeq and is a predicted model, not a curated record. Gene Ontology annotation, biological process: regulation of mitotic cell cycle spindle assembly checkpoint.